Molecule: messenger RNA, 27174 nt
Organism: Cinara cedri
Lineage: Eukaryota; Metazoa; Arthropoda; Insecta; Hemiptera; Aphididae
Source: the annotation of a GenBank genome assembly
UGUAGACUGUAAACUGCGUCCUCCGUUAUGGCGCUUUUGUGUCCGGCCGGUCGCCGUACGUUAAAUCCGCGUUGUUUUGCAGUAUGUCGAAAUUCCGUAAUAAACUAACCGAAAUUGUCAAAGACAGCUAUUUAAUUUUGUGGUGUUGUCAUCCGCGUCUAUCUGCCGUGCUCUGAGCAGCAAAAGUUUAUUUAGUUACACGAUCCGUCUAGACGGAAAGCUUCAAAACAUUGAAGCUUUCGGAUCGGCAUUCAUGGAACUAUGAACCUGGAUUCGUUGUCAUAUACGUUGGCCCAAAUAAGUUAUCUCGUCAGCAAUUUGUCGAAGAAAAAUUUUAAAGCCAGCGUUCAAGAAAUAUUUGAUGUAAGUCUUAUGUAAACUAGUUAACUGGGAUCGUGCGCGCCCUGGGUUAUUAGCCGCCAUUUAAUGGAAACGAUAAGUGAUCGCCGUUUAUUAUGUUUGGAAUGUCGUACCAUCUGUUACAGUAAAAUAUUAAUAAAACUUGCUCAGUGACAAUUGUUAUUAUUUAAGUACCCACUGUUAAAUAACUAAAAAUGUGACAAAAUCUUAUUCAUGAAUAAAGACAAAGUAAAUUAUUCACUUUUAUUAGGUUACCUACGAUACGUUAGUUUUAUUAUAAGGAGCAAAAGAUUUAUUUUUCAUCAAAACUAUCAAUAGGAUUGAAUAGAAGAUUUACCGUCAUUUAACUGUUUAUAAUACUAUUACAACCUAAGUACGGAAAAAGUGUUAUUAAACAUUAAAUUAAUUGACUAUUGAUUAAAAAUGUAUAAUUUAUUUUGUUUUAUCUAAAAAAAAAAUAGCAAUGGUAACAAAACCAAUUAAAAAAUAUAUAUAUAUAUUCUUAAGUAUUUAAGUAUUUUUUGGAAAAUUUGUAUAUCCAUUUUUAAUUAUUUGAAUUUGUUUUCGGAAUACAACAUAUUUUUUACAAGACUAGUAUCUAAUAUUAGGUACUGUGUCAUGUUAAAUAUAUAAUAUAUUAAUUUUGAUUAUUAUUUUUAGGCUAUUCAAUUACAAGGAUUUGAAGCUGAUCGGCACCUACUAAGGUGUUUGCUGUCUUAUAUAGACUUCAGAGACUCGGAGGGACCUCGAAAUACAUCCCAUAAAGAUUACUAUCAAGUCCAACUGUUAGUUCAACAGUGUGCAACUCUCUUAAAUAAACCAGCACUCACUUCAAUAUUGUGUUUCGCUCUUGAUAAUCCACUGCAUUCACACAAGGUUAAUAUGUAUUUUUGAAAUAAAUAUUUUGUUUGGUAGCAAUAUAAGUAAAUAAGAAGAUUUGAAAAAAAAAAUAGUUUGAAGUGUCCUUACAACUUAUUUUCUUCUUUUCCUUUGCUUAGAUUUCAACUGUUUUGGGUCAGGCACCCUCAUCCUAAACUUCCGCUUGACCUAAUCUUCCAUCUUGCAUACAUAAGUUGUUCUCAUACUAUUCUCAAUCACAUCAACCACUGAAUCACUUCCUUUCCGGACCUUCUCUCCACCUCUUUCUACUUUUUUUUUACAUUACAAUACUUACUACUUCAGAUUACUUUCUCCUCAUGACAUGCUUAUUUCAGUCUAUUUUCUCUCGGUUUGUUGACUAUUGAAGUCACGUAAAACAUUUUUAGUAUGGUGGGGUAUUUUUGGGUUGGAGUGGGUGGAUGAGUAAAUAAUUUGUGUUGGUAUUUCAAGGUAAAAAUAUGUCAAGCCGCCACUGCAUCCAUUUAAGCAUUCUUAUCUUCUGCUACACUCAUUGUUUGUUAUAUUUUUUUGUUUAAUGCCCAACAUUCCAAAUCAUACAACAUAGUUGGUCUUGCCACACUUUUGACGAAUCUAUAAUUGAGUCUCAUUAGAAUUCUUUUGUUACAUAAAACAUCUGAUGCUUAUCUCUACUUUAUUCAACCACACUUAAGAGGACGGUAUACAUGCAUUUGUUGUUUCUGUCUUACAAAUUCACAAUAUAGUUUAAACAUGCUUAUGUAGACUACACAUUACUUCUACUUAUUCUUAUCUCCUUUCUUUCGAGUACUAGGUUCCAUUCCUCCAGCUUAUUGUGAACUUCUUCCAGAUUUUCUCUUAUCAUCAAAGCUAUAUUAUCUGAAAACGUUCACUAUGGUACUUCCUCUCAUAUGUUUUUCCACACAAAUUUAGGGUGAGAUAGUUCACCAAAAUCUUGUUUAAAACUCCUCAUACUGCUGUGACAGAAUUUUACAUUAAUUAUGCAACUAAAUAUAAUCUUAAAAUGUGAAAUACAUAAUUAAUAUUACUUACACAGGUUGGCAUACAGAGUGUUAUUGCUGUCAAAUAGGUGUUUGCAGUCAAUGAUCAUUUUCUUAUUAUAGUUUAUAUUUUAAUAUCAGGUCAUUUUCUGCUAGUGAUCAUUGUUCACACAAACACUACUUGGACAGAGUAAAUGCACUGGUAUAACUCACUGGUAUGCACUGGUGUGCUCCAACCUGUGUAGAUAACUGUGGUUUUAAUUAAAGAGAUAAAAUUACAUAGAUAGUCAAUAUUUUUUUACUUUUGUUGUUUAAUUAUGACCAAAUAAGUAGGUGUGAUCACAGUGUAUCAUGUUUUUAUUCAGUAUGCUCUUCCAGCCUAGGUCUUAGUUCUCUUCAACUAUAGGCUGUACUAACGGUAUCUAAUAAGAAGUGGAAAACUACAAUAGUUGGUUUACGGGAUACUAAUUUAAGCAGGAUGUAUCAUAAAAUGUGAUCAUACUUAUCUAUUUCAUUAUGCUAUUAAUGAUAAUAAUCUUGGCUAAGAAUUUCUUUAGUUACUUAUAUACAUAAAGGUGUCCCACGGAUUUUAAUAUCUGUAAAUAUUCCUUUUUCUUUUCAAUGGAAUUUUCUUUUAGGGAGCCAUACAUUUAGAAUUAAAUCAAAUUUGUAUUAUCAUUAGAAAAACAUAACUUAAUUUGUUCAAUUUUCAAAAUAGUCUAUUUUUAAUAAACAUUAUUCUAAAAAUUGUAAUCUAACAUUUAUACAAACCUAAUGAAUAGUUUCUUAGUAAUAGCCUAUUUUAUUUAUACAGAAGUGGUAUGAAUAAAUUAUAUACAAUAAACUAGCACAUUACAUAACAGGGAUUCAUAAUCAUAAUAACAGUAAUAAAACUGUCAGAAAAUGUUUACAAUAAGUAGGUUUUUAUUUUAUUCUGUACUUAUUACAAUACAUUUUUUGUAUUAAAUAUUUUGAAACUUAAAUGUACAUUACUAUAAAAUUAUUGAUUUGGAUAUGAGUAUAUGGUACAUUCAGAUUUCCUGUAUAAUAUCUUACAUAAUGGCCAUUUUGUUGGCUAGUUUUUUUUUCCUUUAUUGAUUUGAGAGUGAAAAUAAAAAUCCUAUUUUUCUCUAUAUAAUAUGGAUCCCUUUGACAAAAAAACCUGAUAAGAAAAAUGUAAAAAUGAAAUAUCAGAUUUAUUGAAGUCCAAAGAACACAAUAUUGGACACUUGUAUACGCCUAACCUCUAUUAUAGUUGAUAUUUAUUUGAUAAAUGCCUUACAGCUUUUUGAACAGGGUAUGUGAAGUAACAUAGAGAAAUAAACAAAAUAUUAUAUUCCAUUGUUAUAUUUUUGAGUAUUAACCUAUAAUACAUUUUUUAUUUUAUAUAUUAUUAUGUUCUAUUGCAGACUCAAAAACCAUCAAUACAACUGUUUGUUCAACUGAGCAGAAUAUUACAUUUAAGUCCUGUCCAAGAAGUUGUAUUUGGACUUGUUUGUUUAGAAUCAACCAACUAUUCUACUUGUGCUUUACAAUUUGUUCGCCAGAAAUUACCACUUCUUAUUAAAACUUAUAUUAAUUCAGGUAGAAACAAAUUAAUCAAUGUAAACAUUAAUGAUUAUAAUCAAUAUUUUUUGUUUUAAAAUUUAGAUAUUAAUACUAAUCAAGUAUCUAACGGAGGACUACACGAUUCAAAUCCUGAAGUUCUUCAUCUCAUAUUGAGUCACGUAUUUAAUGUCGAUGAACAAUUAUUUGGUGUGUAAUUAUAUGCAUUUAAAAUCUAUAUAUUUUAAAAUUUAGAUGGACAUUUCAAAAUACAUUUAUGUUGUUUAAAAAAUUUAAAAUAAUGCAUGAAAGUUAUAAAACUACUACAUAUAAUAUAAUUUCUUCAUAUUUAGUUUUAACAUUAUAAUGAUCACUAGGUUUAUUUUAAGUAUUAUGUUAUCAAUGUCGGAUUUAUUUUAUAUUAACUGGUAGUAGUGGCCUAUAAGGAUAAUUUAGAUUAUCAAUAUUUUAACUAUUUUUCCAGUAGUUAACAAUCAAUCAAUCAUAUUUUAUGUAAAUUAUUAUUAUGUAAUUAUUAUCAACAAAUUUAAUAGUAAAACCACAAUUUGAAUCAUUCAAAAAUGUCAGUAGGAAAAUUUCUGAAUAGUUCUGAUUAAUGGUAUUAGUCAGGAUAGUGAGUUGCUUUUGCUAGCAGUUUGUUAUUAAAAUAAUAUGCAGGGAGGAUCAAAAGCAGCCCAUCACCCUUUAGUUUAUCUCCACAAUUUGUUCGGAGUGAAAUUAAGAAGUGUUUUGCAUUUUUAUUAAAAUUAUAAUUUUAAAUAAUUAUGCAUAAAAAAAAAAAAAAAACUAUUUUAUUAGACCUUUUUAUAUACCACUAAUUGCAACUCAUGAAAACUUUGUGUAGUAACUAGGGCUAGUAACUAACUGGGCUUAAACAAUUUUAAUCACAAAACCAAAUAAUUUCUUAAAAAUGACUUUAAAUAUAUAUUUAAGGGCCUUAAGAAAAUCAGAAACUUUUUUAAAUACAUUUGUUUUAUUUUAUGUAAGAUAAAUAUUGUAUUCUAAAAUCCUUAUAUAUAAUAGAGCAUGCUGUUUAUCUCAAUAAUUUCUCAUUUAAUAUUUUAGUUGAUUCAAUACUCUUCAUAAAUAAUUUUGUUUGAUAAUAAUAAAUUAGUUACAACAACAAAUUUUUUAUUUAAAGUAAUUAAAAUCUUUAACUCCUAUAAUAAAUUAAUCUGUUGUAACAAUAAUUUAUACUUAUCUUGUUAAUUAAACAAUAAAUUAUUUUGUAUUUUUUCAUAUUAUUUAAAUGAAAAAGUUAAUUUUUGUUUUUCGUUAGGAAUAAGUAAGGAAGUUAAAAAAGUUUUAUUGCUUAAUCUACGUCGUGACUUUCCAAUAGAGGUAGUACCAAUCUUGUUGGUCCCAUUAAUAUAUUUAGAAAAACCAGAACAACCAAUGGAAAAAAUAAAUUUGGAUACAUCAAAUACCAUUGCCAAUAUAAUGGUAAUUAUUAUUUUUAAUUAUAUAUAGUUCAAUUAUUUUUAUUUUUUACUAUUGAUAUUGAUUUGUAUUUGCAGGAUAAUCCAUCAUUACCUGAUUUAAUUCUGGAAAUGGGAUACACUGUCUGUUCUUCAAUAGAUGAAUGCCGCCGAAAUAUGUUAUCAGUUACCAAUGGUUGCGUGUCUUCAAUAACUUUUGGUCCGGAGUCUGUCGCUAAAGUAAUAUCUAUGAUGAUACGUACUCAUACGGGUUUAGAUUCCCAAAUACCAUAUUGGCCAGACAAUGGAGAUCAUGAUAUGGAUACAGUACCUUCAAAUUCCACUACCUGGAAUAUUGAAGUGUUUGUAAACACAAUUAAAGAACUGGUAAGAUACUUACUUCACUGAAGGUUGUACAUUUUUAAACAUUUUAUACUAAUAAUUGUUUUGUUUUAGAACCCAUCUUUAUCUUGGAUAGAUUUGAUAAAAGAACUUGACCAUGGAGACUUUUAUGUUAAGGAUAGACAAGGUUUAGUCCUUCUAUUUUUGGCAUUAAGACUUGGUUUAAAUGCUGAAGGGUAUCAUAUUGAGAACUUUCCUAUAGAGAUGUUUUAUCGCCAGUGGACAAAUUCUGAAGCCCAAGUUAAUAUUUUUAUUUUAAAUUAAAAAUAUGUGUUUACAGUGGUUUUUAUUUUAGAUGUCUCUGAUUCAACAUAUUUUACAAAACUCUGAUGUAUUUUGUUUUGCUGAUUAUCCUUAUCGAUCAGUAUCAAUAGAUUCAUUAAAAGUUAUGCCAGAAUCAGAUGACAAGGACAUAAAUAAUUGGUAAAGUAAUUUAUAUAUUAGGUAUAUAGUUUAGAUAAAGCAGUGGUUGGAAAUAUUAUGAUAUUUUUUUGUAGAUAUACUGAUAGUUUAGGGUUUUAUUUUUUAGCGUAUAGUGAUAAAUGAUAAUACUAACAUUUUUCAUAGAAAAACAAAUUGUAUAGUAAUUUUACUUGGUUUAAUUUUGUUUUAAGGCGUUCAAUUGAACUUGUUGAAUUAUUGCUUUAUUUGGCUGAAUGUGGACUUUAUUAUGAAGUUCAAGAAUGUCUGAAGUUUCCAAUGCAAAAAUGUCCAGAUAUAUUAGCACUCUCUUUGAUGGAGUCCAAUGGACCAUUAAAUAUGAUUAGACAUGAAAUCAUUAGUAGUAUAAUACCUAUAUUUUUAGGAAACCACAGUAAUGCUGCCACCAUAUUGCAACAUGCAUGGAACCAUCAGGUAUUACAUAUUCAUUAUAUAAUGUGUUUAAACUUGUCUAAAUUACACUUCAAUGGUGUUAGUUUUUUUUCAGAUAUUAAUUUAUAUAUUAAAUAUAUAGUUCUUACUGUAUAUGUAUACUCACAUUUGUUAAACUACUAUUAAUACAUUUAUUUUGGUAAAUAACCAAUAUUUAAUUUCUCUUGUGUCAUGUUAUUUUAAAUUCAUUGAUAAAUAAUAUAUAUUUUCUUUUUUAAUAUCAUAUUUUACUACAUAAAUAAUACCCAUAUAGAUUUUAUAUAAAACCACAUGGUCAGUUUUAAUGUUUUUGAUUGGAAACCAGAUUUAAUAGGUGGAGCAGUUUAUUUUUCAUAUUUGGUUGCAUAGGGUAAACAUUUUUCAAAAAUUAUUAUUUUUUUUAAUAGUUACAUUUUAUAUUAUCUUCAGUACAUUUAGCUAUUUUGUAUACAAAAUUGUGUUUUUAGAUUUAAUUUAUUUUAGAUACAAAAUAUAUAAAUACCAAUAUUAUAAUUAUACAGAAAAAUGUUUUGCUUUUUAAUUGGCUCAUAAAUUUAGAUAAACAUGUUAUCAACAGAUAUAUAAAAUAUUAGGUACAUUAUUUUGAGAAAGUUGUACUAAUGUCUAUAUUUAAGCCUGGAAAUUAUUUACAUAUGACCAGUAGAAGGUUAAUGGCAGUUUGUAGUUCUAUGUCUGAGACGGAGUCCUUUAGUAUUGAUUCCCCUUUUUCUUGUUGAUUACUAUUUUAUCUCUGCAAUCGGGUUUUAUUUUGCCAUUUAUUCUUUUGAUGUGUGUAUUAUAAGUAUAUUAAAAAUACUUGCCAAAGAUUAUUUGUCUAAAAUUGGGAUCUAUCUAAUGUUGGUGUAACUAGAGGAAUAUUUUUGGAUGUCUGGAUACCCCUUUCCAUCUGUGCUUAUGUAAUAUAAAUUUAUUAAAACUAGUCGCCAUCACUAUAUUAUUUUUCUUAUACAUGUUAAUUGAAUAAAUGAUUCUAUAUUUUUUUAAUGUAUUAUUAAAGUAUCCAUUUACCAUAAUUAUAUUAAAUUUAUUUUUUUAUUUUAUGUAGAAAUAUGACACCCCCCCCCUGUUCAAAAAGACCUGGUUUCGUCACUGGUGUGAAGAGGUAUCUAUUUACUGAUGGUCAAAUUAAUUAUGUUUUAUUUUAUUUUAGAAUGUUGGACUUAAACAUACUUUGGUACAAGCAAUGAGUGAUUGGUAUAUGCGUAGUGAUUAUGAUCACAUAAAACUUUCCCGGAUUUUGGAUAUAGCUCAAAAUUUAAAAGUAGGUGAAAUUAUUUGUCUUUUGAAAUUACUUGAUUUAAUAACUAUUUUAUUAUUUUAGGCUCUGUCACUUUUAUUAAGUGUACAACAAUUUCCAUUCAUUAUAGAUUUAGCAUGUUUAGCAUCUCGAAGAGACUACUUAAAAUUAGAUAAAUGGUUAGCUGAUAAAAUACAUGAACAGAGUGAACCAUUUGUAUCAGCUUGUGUUACAUUUUUACAAGUAUGUGCUAAUUCAUUAUACUUAAUGAGUUAUUAUUUGUUAUACUUUUGGUAGUAAAUUAACUUGAACAUUAAUCAAAAACAUAAUAAUGACUAGGUAUAUCUUUUACCUAAUAUUAUUAUUAUGUUUUUGACUAAUAUUCAUUUGAUUUCUAUAAUAUAAUUAUAUGUUCUACUUAGUGUAAUUACUCUUUUUAUUAAGUGGCUAUUAAAUUCAAGAAAUGUAUCUAUAUUGUGAUAAUGAUGAUUUACUAAACUUAGUUUGUUUUCUAUAUUUUCUUGAACUUAAUCUUCAUGAUCUACAUCACAUGUAUUAUAUAUUUAAAUAGACUAAUUUUAUAAAUUCAUAUAUAUAUAUAUAUAUAUACAGUUGUCCCACUCUAUGUUUUCUGGAUUUUUCUGGUGCUGUUAAUAUUAAAUUUGUUUAGAUUUUUUUUUUUUCAAUAUGUAUGUCUUUGAGAGAGUCAAGAGAAAAAUUAAAUUUUUAUUCUCACCCUUUAGAGACAAAAAAAAAUAAUAACUUUAAUUAUUCACUUUAGAAAAUGUUCAGAAUAGUAAUUUUGUAAAAAUAUAUUAUUACAAUUUUAAUGUAAUAAUUAUUUUAAUAAUAAUAAUUUCAUUAUUAAACAAUUUUAAUGUAUCACACAUUCAUAUCCAAUGAAUAAUUUCUUAGUUAUAAUUAAUUAGGUGUGAAAACAAUUAACAUUCAAUAAAAUAACAUGCUAUACAAUAAGGAAUUACAAUCAACAUCGUAAUUCUUUACCUUCUAUUGAUUAUUUAUUUUUUUCAAGCCUAUUUUUUAGAAAACCAGCUAUAAUUAAGAAACUAUUAAUCCAAUGUGAAUGUAUAGUACAUUAAAAUGUUUAUAAUAAUAUUUCUUUUACAAAAUGACUAUUUUAAAAAUUGUCUAGUUAUUAAAAGUUAGUGUAGUUAUUUUUUUUUAUGCAACUUUUUUCCAAAUUUAUAAUCUACUCAAAGACAAACUGAUUGAAAAAAAAACUAAAUAUUAACAGGCAAAAAAAUCUGUGUUUGACACCUAUGAUACACUAUAUAUAUAUAUAUCAGCGCAUUUGAAUUCCAUCCAUAAAUUACAUUUUGUCAGAGUUGCGUCCAACCGCGACUCUGACUGGUAUUUUUAAUAAAAUCUUUGUUUUGAAUACCCUCUCUUCCUUUGUGGUUAAAUUUGAGCUUUGCAUUUUAAUACAAAUAUCAGUUUGAACAUUUUUGACAUGAAUAAAAUUAAUUUCAAAAAAUAAAUUGUAAGGUGACAUUUACCAACCUAUAAUAAGGUAUUGAUAAUUAAUAUUAAUAUUAACAAGUUUAUCAUCAAACAUGUAGAAAUAGAAUAACAAUUAUUCUUGCUGACACAACUUGGAACAGUCACUGAAAAACAGUGGACGCAACUGGGUUUAUAUUAUAAUAUUUACAUUUUUAGGGACACAAUUCAUGUGCAGCCAUAUAUAUAUAUAUAUAUAUAUAUAUAUAUAUGUUACAGGCAAAGUAAGAAGUCAAGCAUUGUGUACUGUGCCCAAUUAGAUUUGAGCAUUUUAAAUUAAAAAUUGAAAAUAUUAAAAAUAAAAUAAAACAUCUUACUAAGUACUUUAAUAAACAUAAAAACUUGCAAUAGACUUUCCAUACAGUUAUUUAAUUGUAAAUAAAAUGUAAUGUUAUGUACAUACUAUUAUAUUAUUAUUUAUUUAUUAUUACAUAUGCCAUUUUUAUGUCACUAUAAGUUACAAAGUCGACCACAUAUUUUACAUUAACAGUGGUUGGUCUUCAGGGGGGGAGGCGAACCCGCCUAAGGCCUCGUACUUAAUAAAGCCUUUUAUUUUUAUAUUAAAUAUUAAUAUUUUCAUAUUAGUUCUAUUAUGAUUUAUCAACAUUUUUUUAUUAUUAUUGUACCUAUCUGAAUUACUUAUCUCUAAUAUAAAAUAAUUCUAAUUUUUGUACUGUUAGAUGUACAUUUCAUGAAUUUCUAAAUUGUUUAUAAUUAAAAAAUUAUAAUAAAUAGUUUUGAUAAGGAAUAAUGUUUAAUUGAUUGGUAAUUGUGGAUUUUUUCCAAUGUUUGUCUUAAUUUAUAAACACACAAAUGAAACUAAAUCACAAGUAUAGGAUUUCAUUUGCUUUUGAACUGUCAUGGUCAUUGCUUGUCAAAAUUACAGAAGUAUUAUAAUUAAUUAUUAUCUAUUAUAAUAUUAUAACCAUUGCUUGAAUUGUGUAUGGGAGAUACACAGGGGAAAGAACUCCUUUACUUUAAUUUUUCCAGAUUGAGCACUGGUUAUAAUAAAUAUAGAUAUACAAUAUUAUUAUACAUCUAUAUAAUUUUUUUUUGUACUUACCAAAGUAAAUUUUACUAAACUAGUUUUUUUUUUUUCUGAAAUAAAUAUGGUUUAGAGAAUAUUUAAUCCAAUAAUUUAAUUUUCAGUCUAGCCAAUUAUUUUUAUUUAUUUAUGUACCUACUUAAAUACUCUAUUAAAUAAAUCUUCGAAGCGCUAAUGUAUUUUGACUUAAGAUGUUACAUCUUUACUCUUUUGACACUGCUUAUUUAUACCAUACAUCAGAGGUGUCCAACCCUAUCAUGCAUGUGGCCCACAGAAGAUUUUAAUGUGGCUCUCAAUUCAAUUUCAAUUCACCAAUUAAUUAUUUAUAAUAUAAUGAGAAAAAAAAUUUAUUUUAAGAAUAUUAAAUUACAAAACAUUAAAAAUUUAAAUAUUAAUAGUAUAUUGUAUAUAAUAUAUACUAUUAAAUGAAAGUUUUAUCUUUAUUGGGAUCCGACAGCGAUAAAGAAACUAAUUUAACUAAAAUAACAAUACAAUUAUUUAAAAAUUGUUUUCUUUUAAUCAUAAAUAAAUAUAUUUUUUCUUGUAAUUAUAAAUAAAAUAUUAUUAUUAAAAUGAAUGUGGCCCAGUCUUUACAAAAGGUUGGACACCCCUGCGGCAUACAUUAUACCCAAAAAAUAUAUAACCUAUUAUUUUCAUAAUAAAAAAUUUUUAUUAUGAAAAAAAAGGAAUGUCAUUUAAUGGCAUUCCUACAUUUAUUAGGGGUAUAUCUAAGGGCGAGCAAAAUGUAUUGGUUAGCUCUGUUGGUCUUAUAUGAUGUACAGUAGAACCCAGUUUUGGGACCAGAGCUUUGACAGAUAAUCAAAAAGACGGUUAAUCGAGCAACAAAAAUUUAAACAUACAUACAUAUUAUUUAUUAUUUUUUUUUAGUAAUUAUGACAUACAUAUUGAUAUAAUUAGGUACUAUUACUUAUUGGUACAUUAUUAUUAUUAUUUAAUUUAUUAACAAGUUUUAUUAUUUACAAUUACAUAUAUACUUAAGAAUUAAUAUUUAAAAAAUCGGUUAAUUUUUUUUGUUUUAACAUAUUACGUGCUUUUUUGGCUACCAUAUCUCUAAUUCUUCGAAGCAGUAAUAGCUGAGUCGCAUCAGCUUCAGUUUGUUGUUUAAAACACUCAAAGCACUUGGAAAGCAUGGAUUCUGCUUCAAGCUUCACUUGAAUGAUAGAUCCUGAAAGGGGCACUCCUUGAGUUUGUAUGAACCACUGAUAGUCUAGUUGUUCGAGUGAUGAAUUUUUCAUAGUUUUCCUAAUUGUCAUGUUGCCAUCAGAAUUUUGCAGUUUGGAGAUAUGGCUUUCGAUUUUAUUGGCAUUUUUAUUAAUAUCAUUUACAGUUGUUUGGCCAAAAUCGUAAAUUGCUAUGCUUACUGCACUUUCUCCCCUUCGUAAAGGCUUAAUAAUAUCCAAUUUUUGAGAUAAAUAAAGUACAACAUGCUUUCGUUUUUCACUCAUUGUUUUUAAACUUAAAAUAUUUGCACACACAAAGAGUCUAAAAACGCGAACAGUCGUUCAAUAUAUAACAAUAACUGACUGACUUCAAAAACAAAAUGCAAUCAUUAUCGUAAUUAACUAUUUUUAUCUCACCCAUUAAAUAUAUAUGUAUGUGUAUACAUAUAUACCUAUCUCUUAUCUAGUAGAUAUUUUUAUGUUUCAAAUUCAAUUCAUACUCCAUAUUGUUUAUAUCUCAGUAUCCUGCACAUGUGUUGUGUCACUACUCAUCGCUAUAAUCAACCAUAGUCAUUAUAAUGACAAACUUGAGACUUCGAAAAUACUGAAUAAAAUGAAUAACAAUACAAAUUCGAUAACUUAUUAUUGGUGUACAAAAUAUACACGGGUGCAUUUGCUCCAAUAUACUAUAUUUAGUAUAUUGUAUCCAGUAUUUAUAUUUGUUCCUAAAUUAAAUAGGUAUUUCAAGUCAUUAUAUAAAACGAAUUAAAUAAGUAUGUAGGUAUAGGUAAAUGUUACAUAUAUAUUUCAUUUGAUAUAAAUGUGUCCACUUGAUUCUAGGCAUUGUACACAGUGACUGAGCACUCUUGUACAAUGCCAGCUAAUUUAGUCAAAAUUGGAGUAUUAAACAAAUUUCCAAAAUUAUUCGGGUAUCACAAUGCCCGGAUUUCCUACUUUGCCUGUAACAUAUAUAUUUAAGUAUGUAAACUAAGUGAAUGUACAUAGGCAUUUUAUAGUUAUUAAUAUAAAUAAAUUGCUAAAUUUAUAGAAAAGAUACCCUCAAUUAAAUGGAUCUUCAACUAAAGAAGAAAAUCUCUCAAAAUAUACUCAUUUAUCAUCAGAAACUGUCCUAAUAUUGCUGAAUAGCCUACGCAAUGUUACUGGGUAAGUGAAUUUUAUUUAUUAUCUAUAAUAUUAAUUUUAUUAUUAACAGAUACAAUGAUAACAUUUGGUGGCCUUGGUCCCAGGAGUUGGUUAUUUUAGGAAGCACCUUUUUAGUAUUAUUUAAUGCAGACAUUUCUGUUCACCAGAUAUUAAAAUAUAACAUAGAUAAAAGUAGAAAUAUAUGUAGUUUUUUUAAAAAUAGCUGGAUAGUCUGAAGCUAAACUUAAUCUGCAAUAAUCCAAGUAUUUAUUUGAUUAAAAAUUAUUUGUGCUGUGCAAUCCGAUUGAAAAUAUUUUAUUACUAAAAUUAGUAAAAUAUGAAGGGAUAUACUUGACACGUGAUCCACUGUUGUAGGUGGGAAGUAGGAUACAGACGGAAUUUAAUCUGUAGUCAAUGAUAAACCAUUGCUAAUAAACAAAAUUAUUCUGAGCAUAGCUGUUGCUUUGUCAACAAUAUAUCUGUAUCAUAUUAUGGUAAAAUGAUUACAACAAUGAUUGUUUAAAAAAGAUUAAAAUAUUAAAUAAUAACAAAAAAUAAAUAAAACCGGUUGCCAAUGGUAACCUUAUUUUAAUCUUUCAAUCUUUUUUUAACCUAACCUAACCGAGUUUUCCUCAUUAUCUAUUCGAAUAUUAAUGAACAUUUCAAAAAAUGACCUCUCUAAAGUGCCAUCUAGAAAAUGUGCUAUACUUUAUAAUCAGAGUAAGCUUUCUAGUAGAAAAAUUGUUUAUACAUUAAAAAAAAAAAAAAAAAACAUAAAAAAUGUACUAUUUUAAACAUCUUUUUCUGUACCUUUAUUAAUUAUUAAUUACAGAACAGUUUCACCAGAACUUUCAGAAACUAUUAUUCAAAUGAUAUCAGCUUACACAAAUUUAUAUAUGCCUAAAGGAACACCUGCCCGUGUUAAUCCUAUGGUCCUUCCACCUUUACCACCAAUUUUUCGUCCUGUGCAACAACCUAGACCAAUUGAAGGGCCUGCAUUACAAGUUAUGGUUGAUCAACUUGCUGGUUUAGCUACAAGUCUAGCUAACUUUGGAAUAAAUCCUACUACUCAAACUAACUCAAUAUUUACUCUACCAGGUAAAAACUAUAAAAUCAAUGAAAUUACAAUUAAAAAUGUUAUACUAUUUAUUUUUAGGAUCUUUGGGACAACUUAUUCAAGCUCCUGGAUCACCAUCUCAAAAUCUUGUGGGUAAUGCAUCUGGACUUGGAGGCUUCUCCAUCAUGACACCUACUAUAAAUACUCUUGGUCAAAAUUAUGCAAAUAUAACUAAUCCAUUGUCUGGUGCAUCUAAUAUGUUAAAUUGUUUACCUCCUCAACAAGUUUUACCUUCAGUAAUUGGGAAAUCUAAUCAACUAAGUAAUAUAUUUAAAUUAAAUAAUUAUUAUUAAUUGUCUACAUUUGUAACAUUGUCUAUAAAAUACAAAUAUAAAUUGUAAAAUUUGCUUGCCAUUAGUUUGUUUAACAUUAAUAAUUUCAAAAACAUUUAUUUUUAUAGUUGAUAACAGUUUAUUUAUGGAUGGUAAUAUGCCAGUUACUGUUCCCAAAGAUAUCGAAGAUGAAGCUAAUAGUUAUUUUCAGCGUAUUUACAAUUUAGCUCCUCAUAAUUCUUUAUCGAUUGAUGAAAUACUUGAAACCUUAAAAAGAUUUCAAGAAUCUCCUAUUAAACGUGAAAAAGUAAAUAUUAUUCCAUCUAUUGGUUUAUGAUUUAAUAUAUUUUAUUUUAAUUAAAACUAAAAAUAUUUUUUUUAUUACAGGAAGUAUUUUGUUGCAUGCUUAGAAAUUUGUUUGAGGAAUAUAGAUUUUUUCCAGCUUAUCCAGAAAAAGAACUUAUUACAACAGCUCAUCUAUUUGGUGGUAUUAUAGAACACAAUCUUGUUUCGUAAGUCAUUUAAAUUUUUUGAUAUUUUUUUUGUAUCAUAAAUAAUUAAUUAUCAAAUAAUUUUUAUAUUUUAUAGAAAUUAUAAAGCUUUAGGACUGGCACUUCGCUUUAUUUUUGAUGCUCUUAAGAAGAACCCUAAUACAAAGAUGUAUAACUUUGGAAUAACUGCAUUAGAUCGGUUCAAAUGUCGUUUAAAGGAUUAUCAUCAAUAUUGUUCACAUAUAACUUCCAUUCCUCAUUUUCCGCAGUUUCCUCAACACCUUAUUGAGGUAUGUUAAAACGGAAUUUUAAUAAUUAAAUAUUAUAAACAUUGUUAUAUUCUUUCUAACAAAAUUUAUGUGUUGCCCUAUUUCAUUUAAUUAAUUUGUGUAUAAAUUGAGUUUUAUUAUCAUCAAAUUAUGUAAAUGUUUUUAAUUUUUGUGAUAGUUUCUAAAACAUUUGGGAAAUUCCAAAAACUAUUUUUAUAAAUGAAUAUUUGUGUUAAAUUUUUAAUAGAAAUCUAUAACUUUAGUUUAAUACAGUUACAUAUUAGUUUAUUUAAAAAAAUCUCAUUUGAGUAUCUCUUAUUCAAUAAUAGUCAAAUCUUAAGCAGCCCAUACACAAUCAAUAUUUAAUAUUGACAAUAAUAUUGCUUGUGUAUGGGAAAUAAGAGUAUGUAAUACUCAUAUUUUAAUAUAAUAUGAGUGUUCAGAAAUAUAUCAUGUGUGUUUUGAAUUGUACAAUUAAAUUGUUUGGAUCUAAACAAUCUAAUUAUUAUUGAUAACAGUCUGAUAAGAAGUGAGAACUUAUCAUGCAUAUAAUAUUAAUUGAGAUUACAGGACAAUUUAAAUUUGAGGCUAUUUACCUCCAACUCAAUAUUUUUCUUAGAAUAGUAGGAAGAAAAAUAUAAUGACAAUAACUAGCAGAUUUACCAAGUCUAGCCAAUAACGUGUUUGUUAGGCAUGUCAAAAAUUAAAUUUUGUGUUAAACUGUUAAGGUAAAUUGGUCACAGUGUACAGUGAUGAAGUCCUGAGUCAUGCUUAGGUUUUUCAAUGGGAUAAAAAUUUUAAAAAUAAUCGUGAGAGUAUUGAGGAUGAACCAUGAAGACAAAAUUGAAAAUGAUGGUUUGUUUCUUUGACAGUAAAGGGAUUGUACACAUAGAGUUUGUACCAUUUGAGCAGAUUAUCAACCAACAUUUCUACCUGAAAAUACUCAAUCAGCUGCAAUAAUGAGCCAUAAGAGUCCAUCCAGGGACUGGCAAAAACGGAUCCUUCAUCUUUGCAAUGCUCCAUGCCAUCAUGUCUUCAGUGUAUAGCCUCUAAAAACAUCUCAGUGUUGCCACAAGGGCCCAAUUUGUGGGAUCUGUCAGCCUGUGAUUUCUUGUUCCCCUAAAUAAAAUUGAUUGUGAUAGGAAGUAUUUUGAGUCCAUAACUGACAUCCAAACCAGUGUAUAGCUGUGAGAGGGAAGUACUUUGAAGGGGAUCACAUCAAUGUACCUUAAUUUUUAAAUAUAUGUAUUUUAUGGGCUUAGUCUUAUUACUUAUUGGUCAGGCCUCAUAUAAUGUACUUCAUAUUAAACUAAUUUGAAACUCAUGAAUAGAUUUAUCAAAUUCUCACUAGAAAUAACAUAACUAAAUGUUAUUAGUCUAUUUUUUAAGAAUUUAUGAAUUAUAUCAAAAUGGUACUUGUACUCAUGAAAUGUUGUCUUUAAUUUGCUACGAACUACAUUUACAUUGUUGAUUUUGUUUAAUUAAUUUCAAUAAUUUGUAUUUAAUUAGUAUGUUGAGUAUGGAAAACUUUCUCAAGAACCGCCUAUUUCUCGAAUCCCAGAUUUGAUUGGAAUUAAUAAUAAUACUGCUGCAUCAGGAACAUUUAUAUCAAGUUUACAUAACAUAUUUAAAAAUCAAAAUAUAAAUCCAUCUAUAACAACAACAUCUGUCUCUACAUCAUCGAAACUUAUAACUACCAACACUUUGGUACCAUUUAGAGUAAAUAUAUAUAAGUGUCUUCCACAUAGCUACAUAAUUGUAUAUUUUAAUUGUUUGUUUUAUUAUGUUUUUAGCCUUCAAUUGCAAAUACUACAAAUAUUGAUACACUAUUAGUAGCUACUGAAAAAGACGAUAAGUUGAUCAUACCACCAGAAAAUCUUCAAGAUAAAGUUGCUUUUAUUUUUAAUAAUCUAAGUCAAGUUAAUUUGCAAACCAAGGUGAAAUAAGAACAUUCAAAUUUAAUAUAAAAAUAAAUAAACAAUUUAAACAGUACACAAAUAUAAUUAAACUUCAAUAUUAUAUAUUAUAGUGUGAUGAAAUUAGAGAAAUCAUUAUUCAUAAUUAUUUACCAUGGCUAUCUCAGUAUAUGGUUAUGAAACGAGUUAGCAUUGAGUUUAACUUCCAUACAUUAUACUCUAAUUUCUUGGAUUGUUUAAGUAAUGAUAAAUUGAAUUCACUGAUAAUUAUGGAAACUUUCAGAAAUAUCAAAGUUAGUAACAAUAAAAUUAGUAUAUACUUUGUUUAUAUAAUAUUAAAAAGGUUGUCAAUUUAUUUUUUAGAUUUUAUUGAAAAGUGAUAAAGGUAUGGACAAUUUUUCUGACAGAUCAUUGUUAAAAAAUUUAGGUCAUUGGCUUGGUAUGAUAACAUUAGCUAAAAAUAAACCAUUACUGCUUGAUAGUAUUGAUUUAAAAAUGUUACUGGUUGAAGCAUAUAAUAAUGGACAUCAAGAGUUAUUAUUCAUAGUACCUUUUAUUGCUAAAAUUCUUGAAUCUUGUGCUAAGAGUAAAGUAUGUAUUUAUUAUAAACAAUUAUAUUAAAUAAUAUUUAUUACUAAAAAAUAUUAUGGUUAUAUAAGGUAUUUAAACCCAGAAAUCCUUGGACAAUGUCUGUAAUGAACUGUUUGGCUGAACUCCAUCAAGAACCUGAUUUAAAAUUAACUUUAAAAUUUGAAGUUGAAGUGUUAUGUAAAACAUUAAACCUUGAAAUACAAGUAAUUUAAAUAGUGCUAACUAUUAAUCGAUCUAUAAGUGAUUUAAGUUUUUAAUUUUGUAUUUGUAUUUAUUACAGGACCUUAAACCUGGAUAUGUUCUUAAAAAUCCUGAGAUAGCAAAAAAAUUGAAAAAACAGCUUUGUAAUGAAGAUAAUUUAAAACCCCAAACCCUAAGCAUUCCAGAACAGCCUAAAAUGUCUGUUCCAACUUCAUUGAACCAACAUACACCUAUUUUUCAAAGUAUUAAAUUUGUAUUUAUUAACAUAAUACUUAUUUUGUUUAUUUUAUAGAAAUGAUAGAUAACAAGGAUUUGAAUGUAUCAGUAUAUUUUUUAGCUACUUAUUACUGUAAAAACACUAUUACACUGUGUUAUAAAAUUUUAUAAAUUUUAGUACAUAUUUUUAAGUUUAUUUAAUCAUUUUUUAUUGGAUAUAAUUUCUAUCCCUAAUAAUAAGUUUUUUAUUUAGGAUGCAAGGGCUACUUUAGUAUUUCAUACAUUUAUUUAUAUAUAUGCAGGGUUUCUUACAAAUAUAUACCCAUUGUAAUAUCUCCAGAAAUAGUAGAUAUUUAAAUUUUGAUUUUUUUUUUUUUUUUUUAUUACAGUGAAACUACAAAUAUUUAUUGUAAAUAUUAUUAUUUUUUUUUUAGAUUUUGGUAAUAAAAAUAACUUUAUUUUAUUAUUUUUGAAAGAUUAGAAGAACAUUUUGAAUGCUCAACUUUUUAUUUUCAUUAAAUUUGUGAUUUUUAAUAAUUUUUUAAAGUCGAAAAAAAAAAGACUGAAGGAUUCUGAGCAGAGUUCGAUUCAUUGUGUUGCUUUAAUACAAUAACAACAAUGUAUAUAUAAAUAUAUAUCACAUUAUGGCAAAAUAAUUACGUAGGCAUUAUAUAUUUUCUUUAAUAAUAUUUGUUUAAUAUUGUAUUUAUUUUACCGAUUUUCACCAUGUUUUUCCUAAUUAUUGGGAAAACUAGAAAAAUCAAAAAAUGACCUCCCUAAAGGACCAUCUCUGGAAAAUUCCCUUUAAGAAAAAAUGUUGUACUUGAUACUUCCAAACAUAAAAAUCAAAUUAAAAUAUAAAUAUUUAUAGUCCUUAUUCCUAGUAUUUUAGAGUAUUUUAUAUAUAAAUAAUAAAAAAAUGAUUAUCUCAUCAGAUAUUGCAAGAUAUCCUGUAUAUAUAAUAUAUAUAUAUAUAUUUCUUAAUUUUAUUCAUGUUAUAUAUUUUAUUUGUUAGCAAUUAUUUCUCCACAAGAACAACAACAGAACAUGAUGUCUUCAAUUAAUUCAAAUGCACGGUUUAAUGAGUUGGUGAGCCAAGUUGCAAUUGGUGGUCUUCAUUCACUGACACCUUCUGAAAGUAUAAAUAAUAUAACUGGUGGAAUGUCACCUACUCCAAAUUUGUUUGAGACUAAAUUUAACUAUGUAACACUGAAUACAACCAAUUCAUCACAAUUAAUGUCUAUGGUUGUCAUUAAUCCUCAAGUAAGUAUCUUAUAACCUUUUUAUACAUUUAUAUUUUAUUAAUUUAUUUACUAAUUAAUAGAUUUGUUUAGAUUAUUGAAAAUUUGAUUUUUAUUGAGUUAAAGUAGUAGUUUUAUUAAAUACAAUUAUAUAGUUAGCAAAAGGGUGGUUAUUUUAUAAAAAUACAAAUUUAAUUUUUAAAUUAACCAUUCUACAAAGAAAUGUAUCAAUUCAAAUAAGAGAUAUCUUAACUUAAAAAAAAAAAAACAAGUUUAGUACAAGUCUAAAUAAUACAUCCGAAGAAUCACAAUAAAACAAAAUAUAUAAUAUAUCCAAAAUGCUGUGUUUAUUAUACUGAUUGCAUAGAGUUUUAUUGUUUAGAUUCCAUUAUUUGUUAGUCAACCAGCUCUUAAGACUUAUGUACGAGCUGCCAUUGAAAGAUCAAUUCAAGAAUGGCUUAAUCCUGUUGUGGAUAAAUCAAUUAAGAUUGCAGCCACUACAGUGGAACAUAUUGCUAAAAAAGUUUGAAAAAUAAUUUGUAAUAUUACAAUAUGAACAAUAUUUUAUUAUGAUAUUAAUUUUUAGGAUUUUGGUAUGGAUCCAGAUGAAUCCCACAUGCGAAAAGCUGCACAUUGCAUGGUGAGAAAUCUAACUUCUGGUUUAGCAAUGAUAACUUGUAGAGAGCAGGUUGUGCAAGUUUUAUCAUCGAACUUAAAACAACAUUUUCUGAGCAUUUUAAUUGUAUGUAUGAAAAUAAUAAUUAUUCUAAACAAAUUUAAUUGAUAAUUUAUGUAUUAUUUAGACACCAACACAAGUGCAAAAAGAAAUGGUUGAUCAGGCCUGUACAAUGUGUGCAAAUGAUAAUGUAGAAUUAGCUUGUGCUGUUGUACAAAAAAUUGCUACUGAAAAAGCAAUCAUUGAAGUUGAUAAAUAUUUAAAAAAUGUAAGAAUUUUUAUUUUUGAAUUUUAAACAACACACUUUGUUAUCAUUUUAUAUAAAUAAUUUGUAUAGGAAUUUGAAAGGCGCAAUCUUUCAAGAAUGGAAGGUCGUCGGUUUUAUGACCCAAUGAUAAUGAGUAGCCAAGCUGAAUAUUUACCUGAUACUCUUCGUAAUAAAGUUGGAUUGCCAUUACCUCAAAUGAUUGGAGUUUAUGAAGAAUUUGCUAGGAAUAUACCAGGAUUUCAACCACUAGAUCGGGAAUCAGCCUCAUUAUUUAUGCCUAAAACUGUAAUUUAAUAUCAUUAUUUUAUUAAUAUUAAUUAUAAAAUUAAUUUGUGUAAAUAAUUAACAUUUGUUAAUGUAUUAAAUAAGGGAAUCCAAAUUGACGAAAUGUCAGCUAUUUAUGAAAAACUUAUAAAUGAAAUUGAAGUACUUCUACAAUUAUACAUGAACAACCAAAGACUUAUGUCAAAUACAACUCAAGUGUCAAACCUUCAUAGCUCAUUAGAAGCAAUGUUAUCUUUAAGAAGAUCACGUGAUAUUGUUAUUGUAACAAAUGUUAUCAAUAAAGUAAGUAGAUUCUAAUAUAAUAUUAUUUUAUUGAAACAAUACCAAUACAUGCUAGACUUAUGUUUCUUAAACUUUUCGAAAUUAUGAACACUAAACAAUAAUAUUUUAAUGUCGAACCCCUAAAAUAUAAAAAUGUUUUUUUAUUUUGUUUACUCAUAUCAGUGGUAAUAUUAUAAUACAUUUAAUAAAUACUUAUACUGACACACAUGUGGGGCAACAGGAGGGGGGAUUUGUGACAUUCUCAGGGAGAAAUAAUAAUAUUCACUAAAAAUAGCCAAACUCACUGCACUGCAUAGCUAACUGCAGCAUCGCAUAUGAAUUUAUGUCAUUGGUGAUUUAGCUGUUUUUCAUUACUGUUCUUUUUAAAUAGUUGUAGAAUUUUAGUUAACUUUUUCCAAACCUUCCUAUAACUCCCCAGCCCCUACAAGUUAUUCCGCAGAACACAGUUUAAGAAACACUAAGUUAGACUGUAUAUUAAUUAAUUAUUUAACAUUAUUUUUAGAUCACAGAAAAUUAUCUAGAAGGACUUAGCCCACCAGCUAACCAAGAUUUGGACAUGACUAUUAGAUUUCGUGAUAUACAUCUCAAUAUAAUAAGAGCUUUCCAAGAUCCUCGGGCAUACAGCUUACAAUGGACAAAUAAGACAUUAACCAAGUAUUUUAAAUAAUUAAUUUUUGGAGAAAAAGUAAUAUAUAAUUUAUUAUUGUUUUUAAGAGCGCUUGUGGAAUGUAGAGAAGACUUACAGUUCAAUCUUGAUGCGAUUGAUACAUUAAUCCGUGCUGGAAUGAUAAAUAUUGGUAUAUAUGACAUGCACUUAGCUAUGUCAAUGGAUAAUGGGACUAAUUAUGUAACCAUGUCAUUUGUAAAACAAGUUCUACAACAUUAUUUGAUAGAUAAUCGAUCAAAUUCACCACUUACUGAACUCAAUUUUCAAACUACUCUUGAUACAUUAAAUACAAUCAUGAUCAGUGGCCGCCCUAUUCCAGAUGGGUAACUAUUCAAUUUAUAUUCUAUUGUUGCAAAUAUAUAUGUAUUACUUAUCAAUUUUAUUUUUGAACAAGGAUUUAUACCUAAAUUGCUAUUUAGGUUGAUAACUUAAAGGCAAAAUACUGAUAAUAAUGUAAUUUUAUUUAUAUUUUAAUUAAAAAACUAAUCAAUAAAAAUAGUUUCAUUUUGAUUUCAUGUGGGUUGUUGCAAUUUUCUUGGUGCACUAUUAUAUGUAUAAAUAUUUUGAUUACUGACUAUAAUUUUAUCUCCUAUUAUGAGUAAUAUACUUUGUGGGUUUAAUGAUUUAUUGAUUUCUGAUGCAUUAUAUUAACAAAUUUUAUGAAUUUGACUAAUAUAGACCAUAUAAUCUUAAAAGUAGGGUAAAAAAUAUAUAAAGGGUGAUUCACUAAGCAUGCUCAUCCAAUUUUUUAGUUACAUUUUACUCUUAUUCAAAUUCUAAUAUUUGGAACUUUUAAUUGUAGUUAAAGCAGAUAUUUCAGAAUACUUAUAUUUUUCACAGUAUUUAAGAAAUAUCCUAUAGUGAUACCAACUUUGAUUUUUCAAAUUUUUCUAUAUUAAAAAUGCCAUAAAUAGACAGAGUAUUAUUUUAAAUAAAUCUUAGUGUUAAAAUUUUUGAUUUCAGUCAACCCAUUAACGACAUUCCACUUUUAAAUUUAGGUAGGGGGAGAGUAGUGAGUACUAUUAAAACAUUAAAACACACCACUCUGUUCUGCCACAGAAAUAAUACUUCACUACUCUGCCUCUACCUAAACUUAAAAGUAAAAUAUCUUGUCAGUGGGUUGUCAGAAAUCAAAAAUUUUAACACAAAAAUUUAUUUAAAGUUAUAAUUUAUCUAUUUAUGGAAAUUUUAAUAUAUGUUCUCAUUUUAAAAACCAAAAUUGGUAUCAUCACAAGAUAUUCCAUAGAUGUUGUAAAAAAAUCCAAAAAUCAAAAUUUAAAUAAAUGUAUGCAAAUUUUAACCAAAAAAAUGGGGUGGGCACACUUAGUGAACCAUUCUGUGUAUACAUAAAACAUGAUGGUUCCUAAAUUUUGAAAAUGAUAAAACACUAAUAUCUCAUGUUUGGAGUCUGUAAAAACUAAAAAGUAAAUUAUGAAUUCACAUUAUUUAUAAUAUAAAAGUAUUACAAUUAUUAUACAUUAUAACUAGUUAGACAUAAAAGUACUUAAAUCAUUUUUUCAAGUAUUAUGAUGUGUUUUAAUUUAUUUAUAUAUUUGCAUUAUAGAUUAGCAGCCAUUUUAGAAAUGGUUAGACCAGCACAUGGAACAACUAAUCCUGUAAAUCGAAUAGGUGCUAAUAAUAAUACAGCCACUAAUAAUACUCAAUAUAGUCUAUUACAGGUAAGUUUUGAUUUUUAUAUUACAUAUUAACUUUUUUUAAAGAUAAUGAUUACUAGUUAUGUUUUAAUUUCACUUCAUAUAAUAAUGUGACUAGUAGCUUGAAUAAUAAUAAUAGCAUGUUCAUUUUUCAUUUUAGAGUAGGGACUUUGAUGACCCACCAGGGUUAUUAGAAAAAACUGAAUUCUUACUUAAAGAAUGGUUGACUAUUUAUAAUGUAACACCCAAUAAAGAUCCUAACAAAACAUUUAAUGCAUUUAUUCAACAAGUAUGUUACACUUUAUUAUUAUAAAUUGAGUAAUUUUAAAAUAAUAGUUUUGUAUUUAUGUGUAUAGAUGAAUGUUCAAGGAAUUUUGAAAUCUGAUGAUAUUAUAACUCGCUUUUUCCGCAUUAGUACACAGAUGAUGGUAGAGUUAUGGUAUAGGCAAAACCCUGAUCAAACUGAAUCACCUUCUGCUAUUCGAUCAAAAUUAUUUCAUACAAUUGAUGCCUAUGUGAAACUCAUAGUAUUAUUAAUAAAACAUUCCGGUGAUACAAAUGCUCUAACCACAAAAACCAACCUUUUAAAUAAGGUAAUUGUUUUAUAGGUAAUUUAAUUCUUUACAGUGUAUUUUUAUAAUUUUACUAAUUUAUAGGUACUAGGAAUUAUUGUGGGUGUCCUACUUCAAGAUCAUGAUAUACAAACCACAGAUUUCCAUCAGUUACCAUAUCAUAGAAUUUUAAUUACUCUUUUCCUUGACUUAAAUGCUCCUGACCCAGUAUUAGAGUCAAUCAAUUACUCUGUAUGUUUUAAAAUAAUUAUUGUAAUUAAAAACAUGAUUAAUAUUUAUAUUAAUUUUUAGAUACUUACUGUUUUUUGUCAUACUUUUCAUCUCCUUCGACCAAGAAAAGUUCCAGGUUUCACAUAUGCAUGGUUAGAGCUCAUAUCUCAUCGUAUAUUUAUUGGUCGACUUCUAGGAGCAAAUGCUCAACAAAAGGUGAAUUGACAAAAUUAUGAAUUAUUAUGAAGAAAUGUAUAUUUAUAAUUAUUGUAAAAAAUCAUUACUAUUACUAAAUUAGGCAAUCCCUUGUAUAUUAUGUAUUAUUUAAUUUAAAGUAAUAUUUUUUUAUUAUAAAUAGCGUUCUUAUGAUCAAACACCUGCUAAUGAUCUUCAGGCUUGGAAUUACUAUGCUCAACUGCUUGUUGACCUAUUCAAAUAUUUAGCUCCAUUUUUACGUAAUGCUGAACUUGCUAAACCCGUUCAUAUAUUAUACAAAGGAACUUUAAGAGUCUUACUAAUUUUGCUACACGACUUCCCUGAAUUUUUGUGCGAGUAUCAUUAUGGAUUUUGUGAUGUAAUACCUCCUAAUUGCAUUCAAGUUAGUUAUUAUUAAUUAUAAUCCAAAUAUAUUGUUCUUUUAAAUAAAUACCUGAAGUUCAUAAUUAAAAUGUUUGUUUCUAUAUAUUAUAGAUGAGGAAUUUAAUAUUAUCAGCUUUUCCACGUAAUAUGCGUCUUCCAGAUCCAUUUACACCAAAUUUAAAAGUGGAUGUUCUUCAAGAAAUAUCUAUGGCACCAAAAAUUUGUCCAGACUAUCAGAGUUUUAUUCAGCCUGUUAAUUUUAAAAAAGUAAUUAUAUUUUAUAUUAUUUAAAUGAAAUAAAUUUAUAAAAUAUUUAAUUUUGAUUUUUAUAUAGGAUUUAGAUUUGUAUUUAAAAACUCGAUCACCAGUAACGUUUUUAUCUGAGAUGCGUACUACAAUGCAACAGAGUUGUUGUGAACCAGGCAUGCGGUACAAUGUAUCUCUUUUGAACGCUAUUGUUUUGUAUGUUGGAACACAAGCUAUACAGCUAAUACGAACCAAAGGCUUAGUACCAAAUAUUUCAACUAUUACACAUUCCGCUCAUAUGGAUAUAUUUCAAAAUUUAUCUGUUGAUCUUGACACAGAAGGUUACAUUUAUAAAAUAUAUCUUCACUUAUUUAUUAUUAGUGCUUAGAGGUUGAUAGCCAGAUUUGCAUUAAUAUUAUCUUAAAAAUAUAUAUUAAUAUUAAAUAGAUUAAUAAAAUAUUCUUAUAGUCCAUCUGUUGAUGUGUUAUUAAUAACAAAUAAACAUGUGAACAUAAUAAUGAUUAAAUAAAGAAAUAAUUAUUUUACUAAAUUCUUAUUAAUACUAAUAUAAAUUAAAAAUAAUAGUACUAAUUAUGAAUUGAAAUUAAAGUUGUCAAAUACACCUCUGGGCUCUAUUUAGUGUAAUUAUCAAAUUAAUCAUCAGAUUUUAAAUUAUUUAGGUCGUUAUUUGUUUUUGAAUUCGAUUGCAAAUCAGUUGCGGUAUCCUAAUAGUCAUACACAUUAUUUUAGUUGUACACUUUUGUAUUUAUUUGCUGAAGCUAAUAGUGAAAUUAUUCAAGAACAGAUAACAAGGUAAUUAAAAAGUUAUUUCAAAAUAUUAAAUUAAUAUUCUUUAAUCAUUUGGGCAUUUUAUACAUUCAACCUUGUAUUUAAUUUAUAUUUUACUUCUAAGUAUUGUGUAUAGUAGCAUAGAUUUAAAAAUUAUUUUAGGUAUAGGUUGAACAGUAUAGUUGCAUGUGAAAACUUCUACAAUUUCUUAUUCACAAAUUACAAACAUGAUAAUUUAUGUUUUUAUUGAUUUAAACAAUCAUAUAUCCAAAUAUAAUUAAUAUUAUAAUAAUUAAAUAAUUAUAUAGCCUUCAUACCUGACUGGUUAUAGUACAUAUUUGUUGAUUUAUCAACAAAGUAUCAUAGAUAUUUUAUAGUUAACUUGGAUUGAGAUCUGAGCAAAUAGUAUUCAUUAUAGAUUGAAUCCAAUUCUUGAGCUAACUUUAAUGUUUUGAAUGAAAUUCUAUGACCCAUUUAUUGUUUGAUAUUCUCCAUAUCUGAUUGGCAUUAUUAUAGAUUCUAAAAUAUAAUAAAUUUUUUAUUAUAUGGACUGUAUGCCCUAUCCUCAUAUAACUUUUAAAUUUAUGUCUAUAUGCAUAUUAUAAUGCCAAUGUUAAGGCUAAUUUACUUAUAAUUUGUUAUAAUAUAAUGUAUUAAUUUAUAUUUCUUCCAUGAAUUAAUAUAUUUAUAGAGUUCUGUUGGAAAGAUUGAUAGUAAACCGACCACAUCCUUGGGGAUUAUUAAUAACAUUUAUUGAGUUAAUUAAAAACCCAGCUUAUAAAUUUUGGACUCAUGAAUUUGUUCACUGUGCACCAGAAAUUGAAAAGUAAGUAAUUGUCAUUAGUUGUAAUCAAAAUAGUAUUCAUUAUUUUAUAGUUAUGAUUAUGAAGAGAAAAAAAAAUCAUAAUUCAUAAUACUAUGUACUAUUUUUAGACUUUUUGAAUCAGUUGCUCGGUCUUGCAUGGUUCCCAAACAGCCACCUACUACUAUGAACGAUGGAGAUUUACCUACUCAUUAACUCAUUAUUAAAAUACUCUAGUGAAAUAUUUGAUUAUAAUAUUAUUAAGAUAAAAUAUGAACCAAAUAAUUAGUGUUAAAUUAUAUGAUUAUAAUAUAUUUCUCAUUAAUAUUUAAUUUAAUUAUUGGCACAAUGGAUUUUUAUUCCCUACUUAUUAAAUUUAUUUUAAGUGGUUUACUUAAAUGUUUAUUAAAUAAUUGUGAAACUGACUAUUUUAAUAUGAAUUAGAAUAAUUAUACUACUUUCUUCAUAAAAACUUUCUUAUACAAAAUAAUUAUUUUAUUGCAUUAAAAUGUAGUUAUAAUUAAUAAUUAGAACAAAUAUUGAUUAUACUUUAUGUUUGGUUUCAAUAAUUAAAUAACAAUAAUAAUACAGAAUAAUUUAUAAUCAUCCAGUUUGGACAUUCUCGUAUAUAUAUUUAAAAAUAUAUAGUUGAUUUAAUAGAAAAUAAAAUUAUUAAUAAUUUUAAUUAUAAUAUUAUAAUUAUUGUUUUUGUGUUACUAUUAGUAUUUACUAUCUAUUUACAAAAUUAAAUUUUGUUUAUUUUUAAUUUUACUAUAUAAAAACAAUUAUUAUUGAUUAGAUUGUGUAUUAGACAUUAUAUGUAGCUUGCUGAAUCAUUUUUGUGACCAUAUUAUUAUAUGAUUAUUUACUGAUUUACUUAAAUUAAUGUUUUAAUUUUUUUACAUGUUAAUGACCAUCUUAAUGGUAAGACAUUUCUACUGCCAGGAGGAUUGAUUCUUGAAUCUUGUUUAGUCAAUGUCCUAUAUGGCAAAUCAUAUUUGUCACAUGAACCCCAUUGUGAUCUAUUCUUAAUUUAUAUACAACAAAUUGUUAUUAGAUUUUUGUGUGACGAAGUCUGAAGGUUGUGAAAUUGAAUUGCCAAACAAUUCUACCAUAACUAUACUCUGACCACUCACACAGGUCAGAUAAGACUAUUUCAACUCCUCCUCAAAACAAACAUUAAUUAUAGAGUGUGUGCUAAUUAUUUAAUUAUAUACACCGUGUGCGUAG